Molecule: messenger RNA, 11069 nt
Organism: Cygnus atratus (black swan)
Lineage: Eukaryota; Metazoa; Chordata; Aves; Anseriformes; Anatidae
Gene: AKAP11
Product: A-kinase anchoring protein 11
Exons: 12
Coding region: 315-6206 (1963 amino acids)
Biological process (GO): intracellular protein localization
Cellular component (GO): cytoplasm
Molecular function (GO): protein kinase A binding
Source: RefSeq, a predicted model, not a curated record
GUGACGGUGGUGGCGGCGGCGGCGGCGGCGGCGGCGGGGCCGGCGCUGGAGGAGGCGAAAUGGCGGCGGGCGCCGAGGGAGACCGAGAGGUACGGGCCGGCCGCUCCCCUCCUCCUCCUCGCCCGCUGCCACAGGUGGGAGGGGGAGCGGCGAGUGCUGCUUGUUGGGUUUCCCGGCUCUCUCGCUGAGGGGAUUUUGGGGGGUUUUAUUACACCUGAAGCGGUUUCUGUAGGGCUCGCUGGUUCUCUUGCGUAUCGAAUGGAAAAUAAGGUAUUUUGAGCUGACUUUCAUUGGAUACUAAGAUUGGUAAAAUCAUGGAUACGUACGCAAGGGCUCAGGGCAGUCGAAUGAAACCAAGAACGUCUGUGAAAAAGAGUUUUGGUGAAGGUGUUCUGCAGUCUAUGAAGUCACUGCUACACAGCAGGAAAGAGUUAUGCAGUAUAUCAGCAGAUGAAUGUGUAAAUCGGGAAGAACAAGAUCAUUUUAUUGAGAUUACAUUUAUAGGUUUUGCUGAAGAGAUGGGUACUGCACGUUUGCAGGAGUUGGCAGCUGUUUCUGCAGAUCUUCCAGAUGUUCUGAAAUCGCUUCAGUUGUGCAAACUGAAAGAAAAUGAGGUUGUUUUUCUAAAAGAUGUUAGGAAGACCUUGGCAAAACCUUGUGUCACAAAACAUCAGAAUCAGCUUCCUGAAGUGCUUUGUGUGAUGCGACUGUCUCCUGCAUUCCCAAGGAUCAAAGCAGAUUAUGUAUUUACUUUGCUAAGCAAGUAUACCACAGGUGUAAGAUACGCAGUUGAAAAAAAGUCAUUGCAAAAACAUCGACCAGAGACAUCCUGUACAGAAGAUGAUGAUACUAAUCAAUCAGUCUCUUCAAUUGAGGAUGAUUUUGUCACUGCUUUUGAGCAGUUAGAUGAAGAUGAGCCUUCAAAGAUGCAAAGUGUUGGUACAUGCAGCUUUACUUCUCGAAACCAUCGAGAUGCUGCUUCACAGACCAUCCCUGCUCAAUGUUUAGAAGCUGUUGACUCAAAGAUCUCUGUGGGUUCUGUACGUCGAAAGUCAUCUGCAAGAUCUUCUGCUUUGAUUGAUAUUUUUGGACUUAAGGAACUGUCUUCAGUAAAAAAUUCAGUUACAACCUCAAUUUCUGAUCCCUGGAUACAAAGGAGUUUCUAUAAGCCAUAUAAUCCUUCUGAUCAAGGUGUUAAUUUCUUAUGUAAAACAUUGUUUUCCUCUUCUCCAGCUGAAUCCUCUGAGUCGGAUUGCUCCAGCCCAAGCCCCAUUAUCUUCUUAGAUGAAGAAGGAUAUCAGAAGAGCUUGAAGGCAAAGCUCCAGCUGCCAAAAAUUCCAGUAGUGAAAGAUGGUAUAGAGGAUUCAGACUCAGAAGUUAGUGAAUUUUUUGAUAGUUUUGAUCAGUUUGAUGAAUUAGAACAAACCCUGGAAAAGUCUGGUAAAGCCAUUAGGGAUCCCAUCCUAGGGAAUCCCCCCCAGAAAAGGAGGGCUGCCCAUGAAAAACUGUGUUCUACAAGCAUUACAAUGAAUCCUCAGAAAUUCAAGUUUGAUCGUCCUGCUCUCCCAGCCAAUGUAAAGAAACCAACUCCUCGCAAACCAGAAUCACCGUACAGCAGCGUUUUUGAUGUCCCAGAUUCCCCUCGCCCAGUUAAAACAUCAGGGGAAGAGAACGGAGGCUUGUUCAGCCCUAUUAGAUCAUCGGCUUUCAGUCCGCUAGGGAGCUGUGGUUCUUCUGAAUGCUUAUGUCGUAUGAAUCUUGGCGGAGAUGAGACAGGUCAAAACCACCCUGAUGCACUUUAUAAUACUUAUUCAGAAUAUGCUGAUAGUGUUUCAUUUGAAAUACUGGGUUCUGUUUUUCAUUCUGACUCUUCAUCAGAACAAAUACGUGCAGGAAAUGAUUCCAAAUGCAACAGGAUUGCUAUGAAAGAAGAAGGUCAAGCUACAGAUCUCAAAAUUAAAACUAGCAAGGAGCCAGAUAAACAAGCAAAAUCUAAGCAUAAAUCAUCAAUAAUUCGAGAUAGCAUUCAAAAAUUUGCAACUGAAUUAGUUGAAAAAAGUUUUGGCAGUGCUUUUAAGGACCUGCAAAAAGGUGUUUCUUCAUGCACCAAUGCACUUUGUCACUUGGCUGCUAGGUUGACUUCUUCGGUCUUUCAAAUGGCUUUCUAUGAGAUUGGAAGACGUAGAGCAAUCUCCCUGAAGGAGCGUGCCAUUAACGGGCUAGCAAACUUUUUGGUGAGCGAAGCUAUAACUGGUGCUUUGAAAGAACUGCGGCAUGUGAAGAAGCAAAUAUUUACCAAUACCGUUGCACGGUUUGCCGCAGACCUUGCCGAAGAACUUGUAUUUGAAGGAAUCAUGGAAGUAUGCCAGUUUUCAUACCCCUCGACACCUACAGUUGCACAGCCUUCUUCAUUUGAUUAUGAAGACAAAGUAGUAAGAUCUUAUGCCAGAGAUCUGUCUGAAUCUGUCAUUCAGGAGGCUUUUAUUGAGCUAUCCCAGGUUGAUGUGACCUUCACGACACAAGCAGCCAUCAGUGUUUCCAUGGACAACAUUAAAUAUGUGAGUGCAGAAAGUAUGUUAGAGUCAACACGGACUUCCAUGUUUUUGCCUGAUUUUAAUGACAGGGUAGCACUGAAUCCAAUCCAAGAUUUCAAGAAAGAAUACACAGUACAACAAGCACUGUUUUGUACCUCCGGUGUUGUAAGUUCAGUACCUGUGCCCUUAGCUGGAAGAGCUCUUUGUCAACAUCAGUUUUCCUCUGAUGCUUAUAAAGCAAAAGUAUGCACUGCUCUGAAUUCUGAUAACAACAUGAAAGUAUACAAAGACUGCUCUCAUCCAUUUUUCACAAGCAGAAAGAGAGAAGAGGAAGUCUCUUCUUUCAGAAAUAUAUACCUAACUUCAGAUCAGAAUCAAAGUACUGAAAAUAAUCCAUUAAACAAUACCAAACAAGUGACUAACAUGUCUGGAAUAGGCAGUAAUUCAGAAUUAACGAGUGGGUCAAAAAGCAUUAAUAGUUUCUCUGGAACUAUGGUAGAUAUGAUAGUAAAUGAGGCUUAUGAAGCCAUAACCUCAUCUCGGGUAACAAAAGCAGUAGAAGAGUACACAGAGUUUUUGUCAAGAAAAAUAGUAGAUAAAAAAACAUAUGUGCAAUGUACUGGUGAAGAUGUCCCCAAUAAUAUGUUUGCAGAUCACUUGGCCAAAUAUAUCAUAAAACAAUCUGUGGAUGAAAGUAAAACUGUGUUAUGCAACACUGGUGAGAAUUCUGCACGUAACGUGGGCUCACAGACUUAUGCAGAUACCAGUAGAAAAGAACAAUGUGUGAUAAAGAAGCAAGAUGCUGAGAAACCAAGUAAUGUUUCUAUAGUUGUUGAACAACAACAGAUGCCUUUGAAUAAUCCCUCUAAAUUUCUUCUUACUCCAGCUAAUUCUGUUCAGUGCGUUUCAGAACCUAAAGACUGUUGGCAGGAACAAAAAGGACACAGGUUUUCAAAAUCGCCACUGCCUUGUUCCACUGUGACUUUUGCUAGGCAUGUUCUAGAGGACUUUACUGAUGCAGGAAGCUGCUCAAUGACACUCUUAAACAAGCACUCAAAAAAUCACGAUAUUCAAAAACCACCAUCAGGACCUUUGACUUACAGGCAAGCUGAUUGCUUUCCACGUGCAAAUAGCUUUUCUUCAGUGAUGUUUGGCAGUGAAGAUGCUUUGCAGAUGGCUGAUAAGUCAAGUAUCAAAGAUGGAAAUACCAGUGUAAUGCCUGACACGCCCCCACCAACUCCUUUAAUACCGUGUCAAGCUAGUUCAGAAAGAAACCUGAGAAAACUGUCAAAGAAACUCAAGGGAGAAUUAGCAAAGGAAUUUGCACCCGCGACGCCACCUUCUACACCAUACAAUCCGUCUGUUGCAGGUUUGUCUGAAACUGAACACAGCUCUUUGGAAAAGGAGGAGUUUAUGCUGAAACUCAUGCGGUCACUUUCUGAAGAAGUAGAAAGUAGUGAAGAUGAAGAUCAUUCUGAAAAGGUCAUUGAGAAUGAGGAACAUGCAGAAAAAACUAUUCAGUAUGCAGAUAACUUAGCUAGUCAGAUAAUUUCAGUAGCAACUGAAAUGGCUGCUUCCCAUUUAGAUGAUAAAACAAAUGAAAGAGAAGCUGAUAGACAGGUUCAGUUAAGUACGCAAAACAAAAUAUGUGGAUAUCCUGCCUUUAUAAACGCCCCAGAAGAAACAUGCAGCUCUUUAUGGAAUUAUGCAGGUGAUAUGGCAGGAAAAGUAAUCAGCGAAGCCAAGAAAAUGGUGAAAUCAAGGCAUUGUAAACUGCUGAGGUUGAAGCGGGUUAACUGUCAAGUGGAUUGUCUUUAUGUGAGAAAAGACGAUAAAGAUUCUAGUUCAAAGGAGUGGUGUGGUCCGGUGAGGGACCAGUGUCUUGGUGAGAGAGAUUCCUCUGUACUUUCUUUACCACAAGGUUCAGGCACGAUGGGUUUGACUUCCAAGUACCCAAGCUGUGAAAGUGUGACGGAUGAAUAUGCAGAUCAUAUUAUUCGUAUUUUGAAAAGGGAAGGUGGUAACCCUGAGCUGUUGAUGGAUCAGUAUGCUAGCAGACUUGCUUACAGGUCCAUCAAGUCAGGCCUACGGCAAGCUGCUCGUAAAACGAAAUUGAGAUGCAACAGAAUGACAUUUCCCGGGCAAAAUGUACAGGUAAAUGGUAAACUGGAGCUGAUCAAAACAGUGAAUAAAGAUGCAGCACAGCAAGUGAAAAGCAGCAUUCAUCACUGUGAAGAGCAAACUUACGAAAGGAGUAUCAGCACGCAGAGAACAGAUUGCGCGGAAUUGUUACGCUUUUCAGAAUCCCUUGCUUGCAACAUAACUAGUGAUGUCAGGAAGAAAUUGAAAAUUUCAGGAGCAUGUUUACCAAAAUCUCUGACAGAUUCCUGUCUAUAUGAAAAGACUGAACUUGAGGAAGUCACAGGAGAUCUUAUUAAAACAAGAGUUUCUAGAACACUUCUUCCUUUCUCCCCCAGUCGUAAACUGUAUCAUAGUACGGGCAGUUUAAAUGAAAAUGGCUACCGUGAAGGCAUAAUUCAAGCUAUAGAACAAUAUGCUAGGAAGGUAGCAGAUGAUACUCUAGAAAUGAGUUUAGAAUCUGCUGUUCUCCAGGUGGCUGAAAACAGAAAAAAUGGAGAUAGGCUUUCCUAUACGGACAAACUGUCUCCUUUUUCUGGAACUGUCUGUAGAUGCUGCAGUAUGAAGGAACAUCAGUACUGUACCGAAAGUGCAUCUCAUCACUUACCUGCGCAGAGUUCCUCCAUUCCCGUGAGGCAUUUCCUUCAACCUAGAUUGGGUGGUGUCUGCCAAAAACCAAGAGUCUUUCAUCUUGAUAUUCCCAAAAUUCACGUUGAUGUAGAACAGAAGACAGUGUUUCCUGACAAGGUGGCUCCUGCGGCUGCUGAGAAAGCAGAGGGAGAGCUGAGUUACACAAGCGUGACAGCUGACAGUGGUUUUGGACAAGAUGGAGUCAGUUUUGCUGAAAGCCUUACUACUGAAAUAAUGACCUCAGCUAUGACUAAUAUUGGUCAGGCAGUUAACAUAAGCUCUGCUGGAAGAGAAGGAUUUCACUCUGUUGAAUCUAUUGUUAGCCAGCAGAUGAGCCUUAGUAUCGGUGAUGAUAGCACUGGCAGUUGGUCCAAUCUAAGUUUUGAAGAUGAACAUCUUGAUGAGAGCAGCAGUUUUCUUCAUCUCAGUGACAGUUCAGCUGUGUUCUCUUCUUCUCCUGGCAGUAAUGGUAACAGCAGUAGCUGGAGCAGUCUUGGUUUAGAAGGAGAUAUAUAUGACGAGAAUUUAUCCUUUCCAACAUCAGACAGUGAUGGAACGGACGAUAAGGAUGAAGACACCAAGGAUGCUGUAGAAGGUUUGGAGCAAGUAAAAAAGACUUUAGCCAUAGUAAAUAUUGAUCUGGAACCAAAUCUAGUGGACCCCCAGCUCAGAGCAACACUCCAGUGGCUGGCAGCUUCUGAAACAGACGUGUCCGAUCUUCACUUUCAUGACACUGCUGCAGGAGAAUUUGUCCUUCUUUCCAGAAGACUGCGAGAAAGGGAUUGGAAAGUGGGAGAUCUCUUGCAAGCAGUGUUGAAGUACUGUGAAAUGAUAGAGAAGGCGUCUGAUGGAGAGCAAGCUCUAAAUAAGUCUUUGGCUGGGUGGCUACUGGAAAAUGCCUGAAGAAGUACAAAGAUGCAACGCUCUUCGCUUCAUUCCUCUUUGAAAAGGAGAUAGGAAGAACACAGAUAUGUAAUGUAAAAUCCAAUUAAUGAAUGUUCAGGUAAUUGUCAGCAUUUAAAAGACUGAGGUGAAAGUCAAAAUAGCUGUGCUGUGCUUUGUGAUACUGUGCACAUGGUAUGUUUAUUCAGUCCAUAAUCGAUAUUGUCCACCCAUGCAUAACUUGUAUUUACUGCUGUGUUCAGACCAUUGAAAUAGUUAUGAAAAAAUACCUUGUCCAUGACAGUAGUUCAGAGGAGACAGUCUCAGGCAUGAUAUUCAGGAUUCCUGCUGUACCAGGAUAGCUCUCUUUCCCGUUUGUGUGUGCUGUAUUUGCAGUAGGACUAUAUUCUAGAAAAAUCUGUUCCAAAAAAUCCUACUGCAGACAACGGUAAAAAUUACCAAUCUUGGCCAGGUGUUUAGUGCCCAAGGGCAGAAUUACCAGGAGGAAAAUUGCGACUUGUCCAAGCAGACCUUUAGUACAGUCUGGCUUCAUAGCUGCCUUUAUCAGGUUUAACUGCAUAUAAAGAUGUGAGAGUCUGCUCUGAAAUUGAGGUGCAAAUACAUGUUCCCUUUUGUUGACCAGAGAACUGAUAACUUGUGGUGGAAGGGCAGAGUGGGCAGCUGAGCAUAAUUUCAUAAAAACUUCGGCAAAGUUUCCCGAAUCUUGCCAAUCAAGUUUGAAUUGUUAAAUUUCUUCCUGAAGCUUCUUGUAUGCGAACACUUCAACAGACAUUAAUUUUGAGUCUGAAGAAUUUGUUUGUUGGUCUCUGUUGUGGUUUAACCCCAGUAGGCAGAUAAGCACCCCACAGCUGCUUGCUCACUUCCCCCUCAGCGGGAUGGUGGGGAGAAUUGGAAAGGUGAAAGUGUGAGAACUUGUGGGCUGAAAUAAAGACAGCUUAAAAAGUAAAGUAAAGUUGCACUCGCAAACAAAGCAAAAUAAGGAAUUCAGUAGUACCCAUCAGCAGGCAGGUGUUCAGCCGUUUCCAACAAAGCAGGGUUCCAUCAUGUGUAAUAGUUGCUUGGGAGGACAAACGCCAUGACUCCAAAUCUCCCCCUUGCUGCCUUUCCCCCAGCUUUAUUCCUGAGCGUUAUGUCAUCUAUAUAGCAUGGAAUAUCCCUCUGGCCAGUUGGGGUCAGCUGUCCUGGCUGUGUCCUCUCCCAGCUCCUUGUGCAUCCCCAGCCUGCUCACUGUCAGGGCAGCAAGAGGGGCUGAAAAGUUCUGGGCUCUGUGUAAGCACUGCUCUGCAACAACAAAAACAUCAGUGUGUUAUCAACAUUGUUUUCAUCACAAAUCCAAAACAUAGCACCCUGUGAAACUCUGUGAAGAAAAUUAACUCUAUCCAAGCCAAAACCAGGACAGCCUCACACACAGAUAUGUUAAAAGUGGCACAUAGAAUCUUUUUCCUCUGAGAAUUUUGGUCAUCUAUUUGACGAGUCUAAUUCUUUAUCUCUUACCUUCCAUAUAUGAGUUUUCUUGUCAGUAAUGAAGAGACUUGUUACAUUUUGAGCACUUAAAUGUUAGCAAGGAAGGCUAAUUAAAACAUAAAGGAGAAAUUUGUUGAAAAAUGAUUUUUCAUUUUUCUUAACUACCUUUGCUGAUUUUUUUCAAGGCACUGUUAAUCAAGUCGUUUUAGCAAAUCUAAUCGUGUUUCUUACUAGUGCUGCUGACUUGCAUUCCUAUCUGAAGGAAAAUCUGGAUCUUUAUCCUGUGGUUUGGAAGUGCUUUUUGGGUUUUGUUUGUUUAUACAUCCUUUGUUUAGAAAAAGACACAUGCUAGUAAUUACAAGGCUGCCACCUCAAAAUUCAAAUCACUUGCAAGAGAAUCAUGGAGUUUUGCUUGUUUUGGAUGAGCAACAGAAUCUUAAUGGCUUUGUCACAGGGAAAUACACUGUUGGUAUGUUGUGUGAGUUUCAGGGUUGGAUCCUAAAUGAAAAGAAAUGAAGUCUCUAAAUCUGUUCAUGAAUUUUAGUGCAAUGUGGACAACUGAUUCCUCCUGCUCUGCUAAAUUACUCUAAGGUGUCACACUGGUAGUCUCAAGAGCACUUUUCUUGCAAUGUUUUUGUGUGUCAGGAAGGUAUUCCGCUAGUCAUUGAAGGUCUUUUUAUAGAGACCUGGUUUGUUUUAGUCUUCAUUUGUCAUCUGGAUUUCAAAAGGGACCCUGUCUUGGAUCUCAGAGUUUACCUUUCAAACUGAGUUAAAGACUUAUAUUAAGCAAAUGUGUGUUCACACAUGUGCGCGCGCGCACACGCAUAGGUAUGUGUAUGUAUCUGUAUAUGUAUUAGAUCUCACCUAUAUGAACUUGCAAUGUAAAUUUUUACUGCUAACUUAAAAUUCCAUGUUAUUUGUAUAGUUUAUUACCUCACUUCAUGUAUCAUUUCACUGAUUGAAAGAUCUAUAUAUGUCAUAUGACAAAGACCAAAAAAAAAAAAAACAACAAAAAAUUGUGCUCUUUUUCCUUGUUAUAGGUAAUUGAUGUUAAGUGACAGGAAUCUGUUUUCUCUAGAGCACAGAGGGGAAAGCUGUUUUAAUUUUUAUAUGUGGAAGAUGGGACUAAUGACAAAUACACUUGAACGGUUGUGCACAUUUAUUUCUUUGUUUCUUCCCCCUCCCCCAAAUUUUCCUUUUCCUUUUUCUUUUUUUCCAGGUGUAGCCUUUGACAAUGUUGACUUUCAGCUUUGUUCUAGACAAAAAUUUGGAGCCAUUCUCUGGCUGUAACAUCUUCCCUUUUAAUGUACUUGCAUCAAUUUAACUUGAAAUUCGAAAUGUCAAGAAGAUCAAAUACAAAAAAAAAGAGUUCCUCUGGACUAACUUUUGCUCUGGGUUUUGGUAUUCCAACUGAAGUGAAAUUUCAUGACGUGAGGAUACAAUAGGGCUAGUACAGUGUUUCUGUACUUGUUCAAAAAGCCAAGCUGAGAAUUGUAUUGAAGACAUUGUAAAUGUACAAAGCUGUCCAGGUGGACUUAAACAAACAAAAAACAGGAGCAGCCAUCUUUUAAUUGAUUUAUUGAGUAUGUUGGAUUUUAUAAAGUUGGUGAAGUUUUUCUUUUUAAUUGCCUUUUCUGGUGAAAAGGUAGAAGAAGAUUGUGCAAAUUUGAAAACUUAAAACUAUUCCAGAACUUAAUUAGACAAUAGUUGCACUAAAAAUAGUUGUAAAUUGAGUCAUCUUUUCAGACUGGAUCAAAUACAUUGCAUAACUCUAUUGAUUGGUGUUAAUGAAGAAGUUGAUUUAUUAGCCUGCAAGGAAAGUAACAGCUUCCAAAUUACAUGAGAAGUUACAAAAUACUUCAUUUUUUACUUUCAAAAAAACCCCCACAAUUUUCUACACAAAUUGUUUUAAACUCGUAUUCUGGAUGCCUUGACUUCUUUCUUGGCUACUGAAAUUGGAAAAAGCAUUAAAACAGCCUUGCUAAAUUAUUAUAAUUGAAUCAUUUUAAUAACCGUUGGGGAAACCUUACUCUGAUUGUGUAUAACUGGCGCUGUCUGUCAUAUUAGUGACACAGCUGUUCUUUGCUAAAGUGAGUCUUAAUGCUAUUACUAAGUUCAUUUAAAACUCCUGACCACAAAUACAGAAGUGUAAAUGAAAACUGUAAGAACAUAGAGGACCACGUUUUGGUCCAUUUAAACCAGACAAAUGUACUUUAUAAACACAUAAUGAAGUAUAGUUUCUUUCCUCUUGCAUUUUUCUGUAUGGGAAACCUGACAUAGUAAUUUAAUUUUAAAGAAAACAUACAAUGGUGUUACUGUUCCAUAAGGCACUCUCUCUUAAACACUUCAUUAAAUACAUUUGGUGUUCUGAAAAAUAGAACUUUUGAUGUUUUAUAAGAUACUAUAGAAAAAGCACUUUGAAAAUCAUCCCUCUAUAAAUUAGCAAAUAGAAGUGGCCAUAUUUAACAUAAAUUUAAACAUUCAGAGUGGAGUACAUAAAUAAUACAAAAGUAUGCAUAAAGCCUAAAUAUAGAAAACAAGACAAAUCCACAUGCUAAGCUUAAAGAUCUACUGUCUCAAAAUGAGGAUGUGAAAAAGGAGUCAAUACCACAUACUUGAAUAUAGUUUGCAUAGUAUGUUCGUUCUUGAGUUAAAAAAGAUUGUAUAAACUUUUUAAAAAAUAAUAAAAUUAAAAAAAAAAAAAACAACACACAAACCCAGCAACCCACAUUCCGAGACUAAUUAGGUCUCCCCAGAACGGUACCAGAUUUUAAACAUUUUCAAAUACUACUUGUCUGGGACCUUUUCUAUAAAGAGCCACAUAUCGUUGGAGAUGGGAACACAGUAAGUACUAAACACUGUCACCAGCGCAAAAAAUUAGUUUUACACAGGUGAUUUGCAAAGAUUAAGGAAUGAUUUUAGUGCAAGAAUUCCGGCUUUUCAGCAAGAGCCACUACUGUCAAGCAUUUGCUUUACUUGAGCUCUGAAGAGGCAAGUACAAAGCCCAGCCACUGUAGACACUUUAUUUUAUACCAUCUUUGUACAUUCCUGUUGUAUAGCUGGGGUUGUAGUUUUAGAGGGCUUUUGUUCUGUUGUAAUGUCUGAAUAGUAUUUAAUACUACAAUUUAUUAUAAUUUGCUGGAACUGCUGCUUAUUUGUGCAGUGUUAAGGUAAUUCACAGCCCAGUUAGUGAUGCAAUUGUAUACCAAAAGCAGUUUGAAUAACUAUAAAUGUUUAUGUAACUGUACUCAAUGAAUAUGAAGGUCUUGUACUGUAUAAUGGUGAUGAGUUUUGCCAUUUUAAUAACUAUAUUCAGUUUUCAGAUUAUGAACUCCAGGUUGCACUAAAUUUGUUCUCGUUUUAGCAGUGGCUUAAAAUAAAACAUUUCACUGGCUUCAA